Messenger RNA from Eremomyces bilateralis CBS 781.70, 1751 nucleotides. RefSeq lists its product as uncharacterized. The record is from RefSeq and is a predicted model, not a curated record. The coding region runs from base 395 to 1678 and encodes 427 amino acids. Lineage: Eukaryota; Fungi; Ascomycota; Dothideomycetes; Eremomycetales; Eremomycetaceae. The transcript has 4 exons.
AUCUGUCUGAAUCUACACCACUCUUCACCGCUUGCUCCAAUCUAUGUAGAUUGAGCAGCCGUAGGCAUUGUUUAAGCAGUAUUAGAGGCAUGUGCCAGUCCUCUUCUAAACGAUCGACUCUGCCAUUUGCCGGCUGCCUGCUCUGGCCCUGUCUACCGAAUAACAUUAACGUUUUUAUUUAUGCUUAUUGCAGAGCGCAAGGGGGUUUACAGGUAUAUACGGCUUCAGUUGCCGAUGCUUUAGUCUCUUUGUACCUUCGAUCAUUUCGCAUAAUGCGUUUCCUGUCGGGCUUUUCAGUUGCAUUCCUCAAGCGUUCCAUCCUUAUCAUGCUGUCAUUUCCUUUCACUUGAUUGUACAUUCAUUAUUGCAUCUGAGUUCUAGCUACUAAGUCGAAAUGAUUGCGCCCUCAAUCAUUGCACUGGUUGCCAUCCAGCUGUUAUCACAUGGCGUCAAAGCAGCGGACUUACCACCCGGCGCCGUGAGCCGCAUGACGCUCAAGUCUCCGCUAUCCGAUCCUGCGGCCAAAAUUGUGAAGAUCAAGCAUGGUCCUUAUACAGUACCCGCAAAUGGGAUGGUAAACAAUGCCAUGACACCUAAGGUAGCAUUGCCCUGCACCGACUGCUAUAUCACGGCGAUGCAGGCAGGCUUAGAGUAUGCCGAUGGAACGGAAGCGAACAUUGACACUGGCGCGUGGUUACAUCACAUGGUGCUUUACAAUACCGGUCAGAAAGACGCCAUAUGUGCCAGAAAGUCCGCGCUCAAGCUGUGGCCACAGAGGAUCUUCUCAAGUGGGAAUGAGCGUACUUUGGCCCGACUGAAUGCAAAUGGCAACUGGGGUCUUCCCGUACUUGGGACAGACACCUUCGGUCUCCUGACCGAGCUCAUGAAUGAAGCCGCCGAGCCAAAAUCACUGUACUUGACCAUGCUUUAUGAGUACGUACCCGCCUCGACAGCAGGGUACAAGGCAGCGACCAUCAUCGAAAUGGAUGCGACAGAGUGCGGCGAUUCUGAACUCCCUGCCAAAGAGGGGGUGUAUGAGUACCAUUCCGCAGAAUGGGUCUCUCCCUACAGCGGUGAGAUUCUUUGGGUUAUUGGCCAUGGUCACGACGGUGCCACCGAUGUCAACAUGCUCAAAAACGGCAAAGUGGCUUGCAAUUCCGUUCAGUAUUAUGGCCUUGAACCAGCUUUUGUCGCCCCAGGGGCGGGUGAGAUGCCAAGCGUCGACAAUGUGCAUCAAUUGAAUGAUUCUGGUCAUGCUCAUGGUGGCGCGAGCACGAGCAUGAAGCAUAUUUCGAACACUGCUGUUUGCACUAAUAUCGGACGACUUGAGAAGGGCGACAAGCUUGUCGUGGAGGGACUUUAUAAUUCUACGAAAUAUGCGCAGAUGGCCGGUCAUGGAGAGCAUGCGCUCGAGCCGCAAAUGGCCAUCUCUUUCUUAUAUCUCGGGCUUGACCAAGGACUGAGCAUUACACCUGACACUACAACUCCGGUACGGAUGCCGGUGGAGAUACAAGGCAACAUCCCUACUGGGUUUGGAUGCCCUGGCCUCCCGGUAUAUCUCAUUCCUAAUCAACUGUCCGCCAUGAUGGCCUUCCUCGGCCUUGGCACAGGAAGCGCCUGUAUGCAAGGAGGAGUCAAUAUGCCAAAUUUGGGUUCCCAGAUCGUGUCACAGACGUAGCGAUAGAAGGUAGAGCAAUCAUUAAAGCACAAACUAUUCAUCUCAUAGAUCGCGUUGAGGCGUAGCCCUGGAG